Messenger RNA from Telopea speciosissima, 1031 nucleotides. RefSeq names its product transcription initiation factor TFIID subunit 9. The record is from RefSeq and is a predicted model, not a curated record. Gene Ontology annotation, biological process: RNA polymerase II preinitiation complex assembly; DNA-templated transcription initiation. Gene Ontology annotation, cellular component: SAGA complex; transcription factor TFIID complex. The coding region runs from base 355 to 891 and encodes 178 amino acids. Gene Ontology annotation, molecular function: protein heterodimerization activity; RNA polymerase II general transcription initiation factor activity; transcription coactivator activity. The transcript is spliced from 2 exons. NCBI's taxonomy places the organism in Eukaryota, Viridiplantae, Streptophyta, Magnoliopsida, Proteales, Proteaceae.
UAAAAUGAAACGAAAAUGGUUAAUGCUUCCAAUCGACCAAAUUAGUUAUAGAACACCAUGAGAACAGAAAAAGGUGGCUGGUUAAUAAUUCCCUUCAAGGAACUGGGUUUGUAGUUACAUGUUAUGUUUAUAUUUAUGAAGUCGUGACUCAUUGAUUUGGGUUCUUAUAGAUCAUUUAAGUAACUUCUGCUGUUUCCAUUUAUUUUUCUGUUGCAACUUUCUGGUUAGUGAUGAAAUUGCUUCUUUAAGAUUGUGUUUUAUCUAGGGAGUUAUAUCUCUUCUAAUCAUGUGUUGAAGUGAUACUCAGAGGACUUUAUUGUGGGCUUUUGACAUAGGUAAAAAGGCUAGCUACUCAUGGCAGAGAGGGAGGAGGGAGACGAGGAAUUGCCAAGGGAUGCAAAGAUAGUGAAAUCAUUACUGAAAUCAAUGGGUGUCCGGGAAUAUGAGCCCCGUGUGGUGCACCAGUUCCUGGAACUGUGGUAUCGGUAUGUUGGUGAUGUUUUGACUGAUGCCUUGGUGUACUCUGAGCAUGCUGGCAAGCCUGCAAUUGACUGUGAGGAUAUCAAGCUUGCCAUCCAGACAAAAGUUAACUUCAGCUUCUCACAACCCCCUCCUCGAGAGGUUCUACUCGAGUUGGCUAGGAACAGGAACAAAGUCCCAUUACCAAAGUCUAUUGCAGGGCUGGGGAUCCCGCUCCCACCUGAACAGGACACAUUGAUCAGCCCAAAUUACCAGCUUGCGAUGCCCAAGAAGCAGAUUUCUCGAACAGUUGAAGAAACAGAGGAAGAUGAAGAGGCAACUAACCCAAAUCCUCCUCAAGAAUCAACAGACAUGCAGCAGCAAACUCCCCAAAGGGUAUCAUUCCCCCUUCAGGCAAAGCGUCCAAGGUAGGGUUUUCAACAAGUCAAACUAGACAGCUUGUUCGUGAAUUUGGUUCAAGCAGUGGCGCAGCUUGUUUAUGGGUAUAUGUUCUGUAUAUUGUGUAUGAAUUCUAAAUAUUCAUUCUGAAGAAAAGUAGGUUAGUUUUGAUA